AGGGGAGGGCCAGGACCGGUUUAGAUAAUCGUCACCGGUGUGGUGACCCGUGAGCGGGAAUCGAACUCGACCCGCCAGCAUCGUAGUGCAAGCGCUGCGCUAACCGCCACACCACCGCUCCACACUCCCGCGCGCGCGCGCGCACGUGUUCACACAGUUGUGAUGCGUGUCGCGUUCCGCCUCCCAUUGGGCACACACACAGAGAGAGAGAGGCGAGGAAGGGGACCUCCCUCCUUCCUCCUCCCCUCGCCGCGAUCUCAUUCGGCAGCCCUGGCAAGCAGCAGGUGAUGCAGCAGCAGCUUCCCUUGCCUGCCGGUGCCCGCCAGUGUUGACCGGUCGCUGGACCUGCUGCUGCUAGGUCAAUAAUAGCCCGGGUAUCGGGCGAUAGAAGAAAGCAUUGGUGUGGGCUGGUCGCAGUGCAAGUGGGAAAAUGCUGAUUUGUUAUUCGACGUUAGCGUAAAUUCUUUUGCCCUAGGUUUUUUUUUUGGGGAGGGGGGGGUGAGGGAAAGGUAGGAUUGAUCAGAUCUCUUAUUUUGUUAGCCAGCGUUUAUUUUGUUUAUUAUCGUCGCCGUCAAUAUUUUAGUUGUUGUGUUGGAGCUAUGCCAAGUUGUUUGUGUCUUAGCUUGAGAGGCAGCCGCAGCUGAAAUCGCGAUGUAAGAUCGCAAGGACACGGGCGUUUACCACCAACAGCAUCGUGUUAAUUUAUUAUCAUUGCCAAUUAUACAUGGUGCGUUAAGUUUAACGGAUAGAAGAAGAUGGUCUUCCUUCCUAUCAAGAAGAUACGCAAAAAGGCCAAGACGUUGGCUGCGAUCGCCGUGCUGACGCUGGGAGUGUUGGCCACUUACCUCGGCACUCGCGCGGGGUCCCGCCCGCACACAGCGCCCCCAAAUGCACUGUACGUCGACUGGUAUGCAAUUUGGAAUUGGCGAACAUCCCAAUGCACGAGGACUGCUCUGAAAACGAGGGGACCCGGUCCCGACGGACGAGGCGGGCGGCCGGAGGGCGACGUGAAGAACACCGGCGCCCGGUGGGGGGGGGGCCGGGGCCGGCGAUGCCGAGGACCCCCCCAUCUACGGGGAGGUUCGCGGGGAGCUGUCCAAGGGGGGCCCAGAGGAGGCUUGGAUGAGGGGGGUGGCCGCGCCCGAGGAGUGGGACUACGAGGAGGAUGCGUGGAGACAGAUACACGGCGUUCCACCGGAUGAGGGGGUCAAUGAGGACGAUGAGGGGGGCCCUGGGGAGCCUCCGGGCGUUGGUGGGGGGCCCGGUCGGGGACUGGGUGGCGCUCCGCCCCCCCAAACCUCGUGGGAGCCCCAGUUCAAAGGUCGUGCCAACCUGCACGUUUUCGAAGAUUGGUGUGGCUCGUCCGUGGGACAGCUUAGGAAGAACAUCCACUUCCCCAUUUUCCCGCACAGUCGAACGUUUGUUAGCAAGCUCGCUCUGACACCAAAGUGGAAGAACUACGGCCUCAGAAUAUUUGGCUACCUGCACCCGUCCACCGAGGGUGAGUUUAUUUUCACGAUCGCAUCCGACGACAACUCCGAGUUUUGGCUCAGCCCCGAUGAAAAGCCUGCCAACUUGGCGCUGAUGGCGUACGUGGGCAAGUCAGGCAAAGAGUGGACGGCCCCGGGAGAGUACACCAAGUUCAGGACCCAAGCAUCGAGCCCCGUCAGGCUCUCCGCCUCCUCGCGCUACUACUUCGAGGUGCUGCACAAGCAGAACGACCGCGGCACCGACCACGUGGAGGUGGCGUGGCGACUCAACGUCCCCAGCUCCACGUUCGCCAUCAUCGACGCGAGACACCUUUCCCUGUACACCGACGACUCGUCGUUCAAGAUGAACGAAGUGGAGUACAUCCCGCAGUCCCCCGCCAGCCACGUGGGCGGUCUGGAGAAGGCGUCGCUGCCGAGCCACUCUGCCGAGAUGCUGCACCCCGACGCUCGUGACUCCCUCUACCUCACUCCACUGGUGGAGGCGACGGUGCUGAAGGGGAUCCUGCCGGACUGCGAGUACCGCCCGUCGUACCUCCUGCACGGCUACGACCUCGACCGCUACCAAGGCCUGCAGUUUGUAUACCUCUCCUACAUUUACCCCAACGACUACACCCGGCUGACCCACAUGGAGACAGAAAACAAGUGCUUCUACCGGGAGAACGCCUAUUACCUCGAGAGGUUUGGCUUCUACCGAUACAUGAAGAUGGACGCGCCAGAGCAGCGGCCGGGGCUCGCAGCUCAGCAGCCGCAGAGAAGGGACGGAGAAAACAACGGCAGCCUCUGGGAGGACCGGGGCUCGGACGCGCUGGACCCCAGGGACCAGUUCUACGAUGACGACGGCGGCGGUGGCAUUGGCGGUGGCGUUGGCAUUGGCGGUGGCAUUCACCCCGACGGUCUGCCCGACCGCGCCGCGAACGAAAACAACGAGGAGGAGGUGGACGAGGAGGAGUACGACGACGAGGAAGAGCAGGAGGAGGAGCCGCAGCAGCCGGAGCUGGCCCCGCCGGACCGCGUGCGCCGCCAUGCGCCUCAGCACGGCGCGGUCGACGUGGAGAACGACGAGCGCGAGCCGGAUCGACAGCACCGGCGAGAACGCGGGCGAGAGAACCGGCGAGAACGCGGGCGAGAGACCGGAAGGGAACGCGAGCCCACCGCGGGCCGGCCAGGCGCGGGGGGCGAUCAACACCAGGCGGAGCAGCAGCACGCGCUCCCCCCUCGCAACCGCGCCUUCCCCGUGCAGUGGUUUGUCGCCAAUCACGAUGCCGGCGCCGUGCUGGGGGAGCCGGCCGCCGGGCCCCGUGCCGGCGUCACGGGCGGCAGACGCAGGAAGCACAAGAGGAGGAGGAGGCCCGAGCAGCCGGAAGUCCGGGAGGCGGGCCGCCGGGCGGAAGCGGCGGGGGCGGCGGUGGCGUGGCCGGCCGCGGACGAGGGGCGCGCCGGGCCGCGGCACAGGGACUACGGCGACGAUUUUGACGACUACGCGUUCCAACGCCGGCGGAAGCUGUUCGGGCUGGACGGCAACCCGAGCCCCGCGGUGCCACGGGGAGCGGUGGAGAAUGGGGGGGGCGGCGAUGGGUUCGCUGCGCCCUCCGCUGCCGUGGUCGGAGAGUCGCGGCGUCGGUUCGGCGACGGCGGGGAUGACGACGACGCCGCAGCCGCCGCUCGGCCUCGCGGCAAAUCGCGAGAUUUGCGGGAAGCGUUUCGCGGCGCGGGGAAUGAAUCCGUCGAAGCCGCGGCCGCCCUUCUCGCCUACAAGGAGGCACACAACGCAAAGAGGAGGCGCAAGAACGUGAGGAACCAGAGGGACGCGAGGGAAGACGGUCACGGUUUGGCCGCCGCAGCCCAAGGAGGGGAUGGUGUGGUGGUGAAGGACGUUGCCGACGGCGAAGUGGCAAUCGGUGAUAAGAAGCGUCGGCCUUCAAAACGGCGCGGUCUCGCCCGGCAAGGAGGAGCGAACGACGUGGAUCAAAAGCAGAAGGUGGCGGUGGACCUCCCCCUCGUCAAUGCCGGGGGAGUCGGCAAGAACGCUUCCCGCGAAAUACCCACGGGGGCCCCCGUCCCCACCAAAAGCAACGUCGUGGCGGGGCGCAUCCGAGACGCGGAUGACGCCGCGGGGGCAGCAGCGGCGAAGGUCGGCGAGGCGCCGGAGAAGAACGGCACGCGACCGCCGCAGAGUGCCAACGCCACCGACGGCGCCGUCAAACCCGCCGCCUCCCAGGCCCCCGCACCGUCGAGAUCCACCACGCCCCCCACGCGCGCUGCCGACGAGGAGCCACGUAGGAACGAGGCCAGCUCGCGGACGAAGGCCAAACGGAAGCGGGAUCGCAACGGCGACCGCAGGUCGGAGGUCAUCUUCGCGAACCACGCGGGCCGCGGCCAGGAACGUGGGCGCGGUCCGGGUGACAAGGCGGCAGCCGCACCGGGAAACAACAACAACGACGACAACGACAACAACCGCGGCUCGCGGGUCGAGAAAAACGGGUACGAAGCCUCCCCAGGCAAUCGUGGGGUCCAGCGCGGGACGACCGAGUCGCAGAGGGGCUACCCCCGUGGCGACCGGGGCCGGGGCGGCGUCGAGCCGCUCGUAGCGGCCGGGGACGACGGAGACGCCGCCGCCGGCAGGAACGAGGGGCCGUGGAACUCGCUGUCGUCCUUUGACCCGAACGACGACGGCGACGACGCGCGGGUCGGCGCCGGAGCGGUCGAGGACAACGGCGGGAGGGCCGACGACCUAGGCCGCGGGAUCAGGGACGGGCGCAGGCGCCGGGGGCGCGCAGGAGGGCGCGGGGGCCGCGGCGGGGGGCGCGGAAAGUGGAGCUGGGCCGUGGAGGAGGAAGAGGAGGCGGACUGGAAGCGCACCUUCAGCAUCGGCGAGACCGACUUCCAGUUCCUGCGCUCUGACUGGAUCGACCUGCGCUGCAACGUGUCGGGCAACCUGCGGCUGAGAGAGGAGGAGGCCCAGGCUGUGGCGAACGUCAUGAUGGAGAACCUGGGCCGGGUGCAUCCCGACCUGUACGAGCUGCGCCGCGUGGUCAACGCAGAGAAGCGCCGCGACCGCGUCAAGGGCAACCGCUACCUCCUGGAGCUGGAGCUGCUGCACCGUCCGUCGGGGCGGCUGGCGCGCCUCUCCCAAUACGUCUUCGCCCCGCUGCCGGCGCGCACCUCGGGCCAGGUCGCCGACGGCGGCGGCGGCGGUGCCGGCGCCGGCGCCGCCAACGCGCCGGCGCUCUCGCUGUGCCUGCCGCGGGGCUUCGCGUGGAAGCCGGAUGUGAUGGUCUACUUCGUCGUGCCCGUGAAGAACCAGGGCCGCUGGGUGCAGCAGUUCAUCUGGGACAUGGAGGCGCUGCACCGCGCCACGGGCGACCAGCGCUUCGGCGUCGUCAUCGCCGACUACUCCAGCGAGGACAUGGACGUGGAGAAAGCCCUGCUGCGCAGCUCCCUCCCCCGGUAUCACUACGUGAAGCUGCAAGGGAACUUUGAGCGAUCGGCCGGCCUGCAAGCCGGAGUCGACGUCAUCAAGGACCCGCACAGCAUCACCUUCCUGUGCGACCUCCACCUGAGCUUCCCGCACGACAUCGUGGACAACAUCCGCAAGCACUGCGUUGAGGGCCACAUGGCGUACGCGCCCAUCGUCAUGCGCCUGGCGUGCGGGAAGUCUGCCCGCGAGCCCGACGGCUACUGGGAAGUCAACGGCUUUGGGCUCUUUGGGAUCUACAAGUCGGACUUCGAUGGAAUCGGGGGGAUGAACACGCAGGAAUUCCGCGACCACUGGGGCGGCGAGGAUUGGGAGCUGCUGGACAGGGUACUCCAGGCCGGUCUGGAGGUGGAGCGCCUGCACCUGAGGAACUUCUACCACUACUUCCACUCGCGGCACGGCAUGUGGAACCAGAUGAAGGGCGCGCAGGAUCGGGAGUGAUGACCCGGUGUGACCCGGUGACGACCCGAAGUGACCUACAGUGACCCGGCAUGACCCGCCGACUCCGAGCCCAACCCCUUUGCUCCGUUUCCACGACUCAGCAUGUCACUUUUCUCCAUCGUUUAGGAGCCUGCGGUUGGGAGUUUUAUUUUGUUGCUUUUGGUGUUUCGUUAUUUUCAAUAUCGUCCGCAGUUGGGUCGUGGGUGGGGACCCCGGGAAGGGUGGCGUGGGGCAGAGAGGAGACGUCCUGGAAGACCUGAAAAAAAAACACGCACGCAAGGGACAAAAGGAGAAAUGUUUUAGAUCCUAUGUGUGGGCAUUUCAAGGAAUGCCAGCAAGCGGAGAGGGCUGACUUGUACGAAGUAUAUAUUGUGGACGAUUAUUGCAAAAGGUAUGAAGAUGGAUGGGGGCGGCUCUUCGUCAACCGUAGAGCGACAUUCGAGCAUCGUUUGCGGUUUGUUGCCAUCACGUGCCGUAAAAUAAUGGGCGUGCGCCGAGCAAAGGGUAAACACUCCUUACUUUUACUACCUUCGCUGCAGCGAUAACCUGGAACGGAUUGAUGAACGACGGCACUGCGCAGCACAGCACCAAAGGCAGUGCCGAGGAGACAUCGUCAGCCGCGCGUACCUGAUCGGAAUCAAAGAUAUCUCGCCCGGAUAGUUCUGGGUGAGCAUUUUAAGAGCGAAAGAAGUGAACUGAAACGUGGAAGGCGAGGGCCGCCGAGCUCGUGAGUGUGGCACCCUGGCUCUUGGCACGUCCACUUUGUUGACAUUUAUUCAAACAUUUUUUUUUAACGUUAUCGUUUUGUUUUCCUUUAACCUAUUGCCGUUUGGGGUGUCGUUCGGACGUGUCCGUUUACCCAUGCUUUCUUGUGGGUCACAUUGGCAUGGUUUAAUUUGUCUGCAAGCUCUUCCCCGGUUUUACUUCACUGUGGAUUUGCAUUCGCCAUUCGUUCCCCGGUUGUGCGUUUUUGUUCUCGCGUGAAGGGUUAUCAGCGGAGGCCCUGUCCUCCGCUUUGGGGCGACUCACGACGAGCCGUCCGUCCGGUGUAGCUCUAUCAAGGCCGCCCAUCGACGGCCAGCAGAGACGUGUGCUCUAUCAAGGCCGCCCAUCGACGGCCAGCAGAGACGUGUGCCCCCGUCGUGUGUGAAUGUGAAUUUUGUGACGCUAAGGAUUCCCCCCCCCCCCCCAAACAGUCUGAAGUAGAGAGAAAUUAGAAAAAUUUGAUGAAUUACUGAAUUGGGAAAAAUUACGAAGCAAAAUCCGCCCUUACCUAGUGGCAGACCGAUGUCCGCUUGCGACGUUCACUUUGGCCGCACGAGGACAGCAGCCACAGGGGGAGUCCCCUUGGCCAAAAUGCGGCAGAGCAUCUCGAAAUGCGCUGCAUGGGAGGAAACGGUAUGAAUAUUAAGUUGUUAUGACGAUGAUGAAGAAGAACCCAGAGAAACAAGAGGUCAGGGGACAUGACGAGUUCAAAGGGCACGGCUUAAUAUGGGGCCGCUUGCGGUGAUGCCAACGCUUGGCCAGCCAGUGUUCGGUGGAGUCCCCGACCCGCGUUUCGCUUUGUCGUCCGUGACUAUCGCACAGUGCUCGUAAUGAUUGGCGCACGGCAACUUGAACACUGAGCACACACAGGCACACACAUGGCGAGAGCAGUCCUUCGAGGUCGUGUGUAGGGAAUGCAGGGUGCGAGACGUGGGCGGUUAUCGGCCAAGCGGGUAGGUGACGAGCUUGGAGUUGUUAUAUGUUGAUGGUGCGCAUGCGAUGUUAACUACCUCGCCUGGUUUGCAGGAGGUCGUGGGUUCGAUCCUGACCCUGAUGCCUGUAUAUUUGGAGUUUGCGUGUCUAAUCUCCCAGUGGUCACGUACAUUUUUCUCCCGGUUUUU
Molecule: messenger RNA, 7292 nt
Organism: Petromyzon marinus (sea lamprey)
Lineage: Eukaryota; Metazoa; Chordata; Hyperoartia; Petromyzontiformes; Petromyzontidae
Product: N-acetyl-beta-glucosaminyl-glycoprotein 4-beta-N-acetylgalactosaminyltransferase 1-like
Cellular component (GO): Golgi cisterna membrane
Molecular function (GO): acetylgalactosaminyltransferase activity
Source: RefSeq, a predicted model, not a curated record